Molecule: messenger RNA, 657 nt
Organism: Enterobius vermicularis (human pinworm)
Lineage: Eukaryota; Metazoa; Nematoda; Chromadorea; Rhabditida; Oxyuridae
Source: the annotation of a GenBank genome assembly
AUGACGUGGAUUCAUCUUGCCACGCAACGUUCACGAAAGCUUUCGUCACUAAUUUCAGGAAGAAAAGGAGUGCAGAUUGGUAAACUUGUGCCGUUUAAGUCUAUCCCGCCAAAGGAGCUGGGUGUUUCAAUACUUUAUGGAAGUGGAGAUAAAAAUGAUGGUAGCGAAGCUGCUCAUGAGGUCUUGAGAAGACGUGUUUGUAUAACAAAAGUACUUUCUUUGUCCAGUUCUGCACUUGGUCUUGCAAUGGUUCCAGUACUCACAAAUUAUUUGUGGGAUAGUGCAGUCGACUGCCCUCCCAUGAUGGCAUUUGCUGUAGUAGCUAAUGCUUUCCUUGCUUUACUGUCGUUAACACCAUUUCUGCUGCAGUUAUUGGUUAAACGUUUCAUUGUCGACAUAUAUUACAAUUCGGAAUCCAAGAUUUUUACCACUGUUCACUAUGGGUUUUGGAUUAAUAAAAAAGCUUUACGGUUUUACUGCGAUGAUGUUGCCGAUGCUUCUGUUGCGCCGGAGAUGCGAAAACUUUGGUUACCAUUAGCUACUGUUUUCGUUUAUGGACGGCCAUUGUUACUCUCUUUGAAUAUUGAUGCAUAUAAGAACAGAAAUGCAUUUUUAGAAUUGACAAAAAAUGUUUCUAUACCACCGAACAGCGAUUAG